CCCCUGGGGCAGAACUUUCUUGCCCCCCCUCCUUCCUCCCCCGCAGCCGGACUCCCUCCCCAGCCAGCCCGUCCUCCCGGAGAAGGCGCCGCGGAGACAGCCCGGGCGGGGGCCUACCUUCCCCAGGGCUGGCAUCAUGUCGGCAGCGCAGGUGUCCUCGUCCCGGAGACAAUCUUGCUACCUGUGCGACCUGCCCCGCAUGCCCUGGGCCAUGAUCUGGGAUUUCUCGGAACCCGUGUGCCGCGGCUGCGUCAACUACGAGGGCGCCGAUCGCAUCGAGUUCGUGAUCGAGACGGCGCGGCAGCUCAAGCGGGCGCACGGCUGCUUCCAGGACGGCCGCUCCCCGGGACCGCCGCCGGGCCCUGCCUGUCUGGGGGGCGCCCCAGGUUCGUCGGCAGCGGCGUCCUCUGCUGCGUCUUCGACCUCGUCGUCGGUGGCAGAGGUGGGCGUGGGUGCAGGUGGCAAGAGACCCGGCUCGGUGUCGAGCACGGACCAGGAGCGCGAACUGAAGGAGAAGCAGCGCAACGCGGAGGCCCUGGCCGAACUAAGUGAGAGCCUGCGCAACCGCGCGGAGGAGUGGGCCAACAAGCCCAAGAUGGUCCGCGACACGUUGCUCACGCUGGCGGGCUGCACGCCCUACGAGGUGCGCUUCAAGAAGGACCAUUCACUCCUGGGCCGUGUCUUCGCCUUCGACGCGGUGUCCAAGCCUGGGAUGGACUACGAACUGAAGUUGUUCAUUGAAUACCCCACCGGCUCUGGCAACGUGUAUUCCAGCGCGUCCGGUGUGGCCAAACAGAUGUACCAGGACUGCAUGAAGGACUUCGGCCGGGGCCUCUCUUCUGGCUUCAAGUACCUGGAGUACGAGAAGAAGCAUGGCUCCGGGGACUGGCGCCUGCUUGGGGACCUGCUGCCCGAGGCUGUGCGCUUCUUCAAGGAGGGCGUGCCCGGUGCAGACAUGCUGCCCCAGCCCUACCUGGAUGCCAGCUGCCCCAUGCUGCCUACGGCACUGGUGAGUCUCAGCCGCGCCCCUAGCGCACCUCCGGGGACAGGGGCUCUGCCGCCCACCGCGCCGUCUGGCCGGGGAACAGCCUCCAGCCUGCGCAAGAGGAAGGCGUCCCCCGAACCCCCGGACUCGGCCGAUGGCGCCCUGAAGCUGGGCGAGGAGCAGCAGAGGCAGCAGUGGAUGGCAAACCAGAGCGAGGCACUGAAGCUCACCAUGUCCGCGGGGGGCUUUGCAACUCCGGGGCACGCGACUGGGGGUCCACCCCCACCACCCCCACCCCUGGGACCCCAUUCCAACCGGACCACCCCUCCAGAGACCGUCCCCCAGAACGGUCCGUCCCCCAUGGCCGCCCUCAUGUCGGUGGCAGACACUCUGGGCACGGCGCACUCUCCCAAGGACGGCAGUUCCGUGCACUCUACCACUGCGUCCGCACGGCGCAACAGCAGCAGCCCAGUGUCGCCCGCCUCCGUACCGGGGCAGCGCCGCUUGGCAUCACGUAACGGGGACCUGAAUUUACAGGUGGCACCCCCGCCGCCUACCGCCCACCCGGGCAUGGACCAAGUGCACCCCCAAAACAUUCCGGAUUCCCCCAUGGCCAACAGCGGACCCCUCUGCUGUACCAUUUGCCACGAACGUUUGGAGGACACGCAUUUUGUUCAGUGCCCAUCCGUCCCCAGCCAUAAAUUCUGCUUUCCUUGCUCUAGAGAGAGUAUCAAGGCCCAGGGGGCCACUGGUGAGGUGUAUUGCCCCAGCGGAGAGAAAUGUCCCCUAGUUGGGUCGAAUGUACCUUGGGCCUUCAUGCAGGGCGAAAUUGCGACUAUCUUAGCUGGGGAUGUUAAAGUGAAAAAGGAGAGAGACCCUUGAACCACAGGGCCGCCACCUCCUUUGCCCUAGACCAGCUCCUCUCCAAUCCAGAGGGCCCCUCCCCGCUCCCCUUUCCCUUCCUUCACCCCCAAAAUGUAGAAUUGUGAAUAUAACUGCAAAAAGUUAGUCUUAUGUAUAGACAUUAUUUUCGUCGUAUGUUUCUAUAUUUUGAAACAAAGGUAUGUAACUUCUUCAUUUGAAGGAUACGCUGGUUUGUGUUAAGCAGUAUAAUAUUGGUUGGGUCAUUCGCAUCAUAUUUGUUAGCGUUUAUUUGGUGGCAGAAUGUUUGCCUAGGUACAAAAUUAAUAGCCCUUAGCAACGACUGCUGCCGGUGUGUAUUUUUGUAAAUGUUAUGCACUCUGAAAGGAAAACACACAAAAGAAAAAGAUUUUUUUUUUUUUUUUUUUUU
Messenger RNA from Fukomys damarensis (Damara mole-rat), 2276 nucleotides. It is a transcript of the gene Irf2bpl, whose product is annotated as interferon regulatory factor 2 binding protein like. The coding region runs from base 137 to 1867 and encodes 576 amino acids. Gene Ontology annotation, biological process: regulation of transcription by RNA polymerase II. Gene Ontology annotation, molecular function: transcription corepressor activity. The transcript has 2 exons. Gene Ontology annotation, cellular component: nucleus. NCBI's taxonomy places the organism in Eukaryota, Metazoa, Chordata, Mammalia, Rodentia, Bathyergidae. The record is from RefSeq and is a predicted model, not a curated record.